UCUAGGCAGAAGAGUUCUCUGUAUACACCUUUGAAAAGUAUAAGUCAUGUUCGAUGGCAGUUCUACGUGUUGUUGUUGGAAGUAUCUGAUACUACUUCGUGAACAGGUAGGUAGAUGUUGUGCCUGAGGAUGUGAGAUGUACAACUUGACCAAGAGUGUGGAUUACAUUCUGCAGCAAGUUGGCCAGCUGGACAUUGAUUACUUACGCUGGGUAGUAUGGCUAACCUACCCAAUCAUUAUCUCCUUUCUGCUGCCACUAGUCCUCCUCUUGUUCCUGUAUGCCUCAGUCUUGUUCCUACUGGUGUACAGACAGAGACACAGGCUCAGAGAUGCCUAUGCUCAAGACUUCUGGGAUGGAGCCAGGAAAACUCUAGCAGCUUUGUGGGAUGGUCAAGGCAGAAUUUGGCAUGGUUAUGAGGUUGUGGGGCUGCAGGAGAUACCUGCCACUGGACCUGCCCUGGUUAUCUACUACCAUGGGGUCAUCCCCAUUGAUAUAUAUUACAUCAUGGCCAAAAUCAUCUUAGAGAAAGGUCGUCAAAUCAGAGCCGUUGGAGACCGCUUCCUGUUUCACAUUCCAGGCUGGCGACUGUUGAUGGAGGUGUUCCAUGUGACGCCAGGCACUGUACAGAGUUGUGUAGAUGUACUGAAGGCUGGACACAUACUCACCAUAUCUCCUGGUGGUGUGCGAGAGGCACUCUUCGGAGAUGAAUAUUAUCAUGUCAUGUGGGGAAAAAGAACUGGAUUUGCCAAAGUUGCUUUGCAAGCAAAUGUACCUGUCAUUCCAAUGUUCACAAUGAAUUGUCGGGAAGCCUUCCGAACUCCUGGCUGGGGAAGAUCUCUGUUGAGAAAAUUUUAUGAAAUUACAAGACUGCCACUUGUUCCUAUUUAUGGAUUUUUCCCAGUAAAAUUGAAAACGUACUUGGGGAAGCCUCUCUACCCAGCAUCAGAUGACACGCCGGAUUCCUUUGCAUCAAAGUUAUUUCAAAUCAGACGAACAGCGGAACAUCGUAAUAACUUAUGAAAGACGACUUUUUCAUAAAGACACGCCAUCAGCCGAGUACUUAUGAUGUUUGCUGUGAUGCAACACAACGCAUUAUAUAGCGCGAGUAAACACUGCCAUCCGAAAACGUCAGGAAUGUCAGGAAACUCAAAAUAAAACGAUCUUCCUCGAUUUCAUUUUAUUUGAUUAAAUUUAAUCCCAUUUUCAUUCAUUAAAAUUGUUUACAGUAACAUCAGAGAGAUCUUGUGUGAAAUGACAUCACCUCUUUCUCGUACCACUUCCGCUUACCUUUGUAACAAGUAGUUUUCCAACUAUUAUAUGAGCGUUUAAACAACCUUGUUCAUAAGGGUCCGUUUUUCGAGCCCACCGCGAUAGCACCAAUUUCACAUUAUUCUCAGCAAUCAUGAACAGACACCCAUUGACCCCAAGAUCCACGUUAUUGACUCAUUGAAGUCAUAUUUGACAAUUAAUUGCCAACAUUUUGUUUUUACAACCAAAGUGGCAGGUACCACGGGAAGUCAACGGUGACUUGUCAAACUGUCUCCUACGUCUCCCACGUAACCCAAAGUGAUGAACCUAUGUUAAUUAUUAUGUUAAAUAUGUACGCAAGGACAAUGGUCAGUCACACAAACUGUAACUGUCUUAUGACCAUGG
Molecule: messenger RNA, 1654 nt
Organism: Haliotis rubra (blacklip abalone)
Lineage: Eukaryota; Metazoa; Mollusca; Gastropoda; Lepetellida; Haliotidae
Product: transmembrane protein 68-like
Exons: 9
Coding region: 137-1021 (294 amino acids)
Cellular component (GO): membrane
Molecular function (GO): acyltransferase activity
Source: RefSeq, a predicted model, not a curated record